Molecule: messenger RNA, 4601 nt
Organism: Lontra canadensis (Northern American river otter)
Lineage: Eukaryota; Metazoa; Chordata; Mammalia; Carnivora; Mustelidae
Product: ovostatin homolog 2-like
Exons: 36
Coding region: 59-4423 (1454 amino acids)
Cellular component (GO): extracellular region
Molecular function (GO): endopeptidase inhibitor activity
Source: RefSeq, a predicted model, not a curated record
AAAAGAGAGAGAUUAAAUAUUUACCUUGAAGUCUUUAUGAUUCAGACGCUGGGAUAAGAUGGAGCCCAUCAUUUUUCUGAGCACCUUUUUGCUUCAUUUUGCUGUUUCUGUGGCUUCAGAACCACAGUAUAUAUUAUGGGUCUCCUCCGUGAUCCAGAGUCAUUCUGCCGAAAAGGCUUGUCUCCACCUUUCAAAUCUCAAUGAAUCUGUAUCCUUGAGUGUCGUCUUAGAAUCUGAUGGCUACAAUACCACUAUUUUUGACCAGUCUGUGAAAGAAGAUAACUUUUAUGCUUGUGCAGAUUUCCAGGUUUCUCAGAAGUCAUCUGAGCAGUUGGCUUUUGUGACAUUGCUGGCUAAGGGAGAGACGCUUAGAAUCUUCGAGAGGAGAUCUGUAGCACUCACUUCAGAGGACACAGUAACUUUUAUGCAAACAGAUAAACCCAUCUACAAACCUGGAGAGAAUGUUCAAAUUCGCAUUGUGACACUGGAUACCAAGUUCAGACCUGUUGAGGAUUUGUAUCCAUUGAUCACACUUCAGGAUCCUCAAAACAAUAGAAUUUUUCAAUGGCAAAAUGUGACCUCUUCUCAAAAUAUCACCCAAAUCUCCUUCCAACUGAUUUCAGAACCAAUGUUUGGAGAUUACUCUGUUUUUGUGAGAAGAAAAUCAGGAAAUACGUUGACACACCAAUUUACUGUUGAUAGAUAUGUGUUGCCCAAGUUUGAAGUUAAGGUCAGUGCACCACAAACAAUAACUAUUUCGGAUGAUGAAUUCCAAGUGAAUGUAUGUGCUAAGUACACGUACGGCCAGCCUGUGCAAGGAAAAGCCCAAAUCCGGGUGUGCAGGGAAUUUUUUUCCUCUGGGAAUUGUGAGAACAAUGAAAUAUGUGAACAGUUUAUUGCACAGUUGAGAAACGGUUGUGACACUCAAACUGUAAACACAAAAGUCUUUCAACUCUACCGUUCAGAAUUUUUCAUGUCAUUUCAUAUCACUGCAACGGUUACGGAAUUUGGGACAGGUGUGCAAAUCAGUGAAAGAGCUUCUACUUUUAUCACUCAAUUGCUUGGGAGUGUGAGCUUUGAGAACAUGGAUCCUUUCUAUAGAAGAGGAAUUUCUUAUUUUGGAACUCUUAAAUUUUCCGGUCCUAAUAAUGUGCCGAUGGCGGACAAGUUAUUGCAAUUGAAGCUCAAUGACAGAAUUAUAGGAAACUACACCACAGAUGAGAAUGGGGAAGCUCCUUUCUCUAUUGACACUUCAGAUAUAUUCGAUCAGGCGUUCAACCUGAAAGCCACAUACCUUCGACCUAUGAGCUGCCAUCCCUCCAGCUGGCUAACACCUGAGUAUGUGGAUGCUCAUUUCUCAGUUUCACGCUUUUACUCCCGAACCAAUAGCUUCCUGAAGAUUGUUCCUGAGCCAAAGCAGCUUAGAUGCAAUCAACAGAAAAUUGUUACCGUGCAUUACUCCCUAAACAGGGAAGCAUAUAGGGAUGAUUCAAGUAUCAACUUUUUUUAUUUGGUGAUGGUGAAAGGAGCUAUCUUCCUCAGUGGACAGAAGGAAAUCAGAAACAAAGCCUGGAAUGACAGCUUCUCAUUCCCGAUCGACAUCAAUGCUGAUCUGGCUCCUGUGGCUGUCAUGCUUGUCUACACCCUUCACCCCAGUGGGGAAAUUGUGGCCGACAGUGCCAGAUUCCAGGUUGACAAGUGCUUUAAAAAUAAGGUUAGCAUAAAGUUCUCUAAGGAGCAGGGGCUACCCGGUUCCAACACCAGUCUCUACCUGCAAACAGCCCCUGACUCAUUCUGUGCGCUCCGGGCUGUGGAUAAGAGUGUCCUUCUGCUGAAAUCAGAACAACAGCUGUCAGCUGAAAGUGUGUACAGAUUGCUUCCAAAUAUAGAACUAUAUGGUUAUUUCCAUCAUGGGCUCAACCUUGAUGAUAGCAAGCUUGACUCUUGCAUUCCUCAAAAGGAUAUGUUUUACAAUGGUUUGUAUUAUGUACCUGUAAGCAAUUAUGGUGAUGGAGACAUCCAUGAUAUUCUCAGGGCUAUGGGUCUGAAAGUCUUUACCAAUCUUCAUUAUCGGAAACCAGAAGUAUGUUCAAUGGAGAGAAGGCUGCCAUUCCCUGGGCCAUUGUACUUAGCCUCAGAAGAAUAUGCACCAAUGUACAGUUAUGCCCCAUCUAGAAUUGUGUCUCACGAAAGCAUGAAGGAGAAUUUUGGCUAUGUAGAACAGGCUAUAAGAGAAACAGUAAGAACAAACUUUCCAGAGACAUGGAUAUGGGACCUCGUCAGUGUCGAUUCCUCAGGCUCGGCAAAUCUGUCCUUCCGCAUCCCUGAUACUAUAACCCAGUGGCAGGCAGAUGGCUUCUGUGUGAAUGGUGAUGCUGGAUUUGGCAUUUCAUCAACAGCUACUCUGGAAAUCUCCCAACCUUUCUUUGUUGAAAUGACCUUGCCCUUUUCAGUUGUUCGAAAUGAACAAUCUGAUCUGAUUGUCAAUGUCUUCAGCUACCUGAACACAUGUGUAGAGAUUUCUGUUCAGCUGGAAGCAUCUCAGGAUUUUGAGGCAAAUACCAGCACCCCUAAAAACAAUGGCAGUGAGGUUAUCCAACCUGGAGAGAGGAAAACAUAUGUCUGGACUCUAUUACCUAAGAUAUUGGGGAAAGUGAAUAUCACUAUAGUUGCUGAGUCCAGACAAAGUAGUGCCUGCCCAAAAGAAGGACCUGAGCAUCAGAAUCUAAACUGGAAAGAUACUGUAGUCAAAAGUCUGUUGGUAGAGCCUGAAGGUAUUGAAAGGGAAAUGACUCAAAGUUUCCUAAUCUGUACAAAAGGGACCAAAGCCUCCAAGCAGGUAGUUUUGGACUUGCCAGAUAGUGUGGUAGAAGGAUCCGCCAGAGCCUUUUUCACUGUUGUGGGGGAUAUUUUAGGACUUGCGAUGCAAAAUCUGGAGAAUCUUCUCCAAAUGCCAUAUGGAUGUGGAGAGCAGAAUAUUGCCCUGCUAGCAUCGGAUACCUAUGUCCUUGACUAUCUGAAAUCUACUAAACAGUUAACGGAAGAAGUUAAAUCUAAGGCUUUCUUUUUCUUGUCUAAUGGUUAUCAAAAGCAGCUGUCUUUCAAAAACUAUGAUGGCUCAUACAGUGUGUUUCGGCAGAGGAAUCAGAAAGGAAGCAUGUGGCUCAGUGCCCUUACUUUUAAGACAUUAGAGAGAAUGAAGGAAUAUGUUUACAUUGAUGAACAAGUUCAAAAAGAGACCUUAAUCUGGCUUUCAAGCAAACAGAAAAUAAAUGGCUGCUUUGAAAGUGAUGGCAAGAUUUUCAACAAUGUCUGGGAGGGUGGAGAAGAAGAGGACAUUUUAUUCACUGCAUAUGUUGUUGGAGCCUUCCUUGAAGCUGGACUCAAUGUCACCUUCCCUGCUCUACGAAAUGGACUCUUUUGCCUAGAGGAGGCCCUGGAAGAUGGUGUCACUAAUGGCUACAUCCAUGCGAUUCUAGCUUAUGCGUUUGCAUUAGCAGAAAGAGAGAAACAAGUGGAAUCCUUACUCCAGAUCCUGGAUCAAUCUGCUACCAAAACAAAUAAUUUAAUAUAUUGGGAAAGAGCAAAUAAACCCAAGACAGAAGCGUCCCCAUCCUUUAUUCCUCAUGCACCAUCUGCUGAGACUGAGAAGACUUGUUAUGUGCUGUUGGCUGUUCUUUCCCAGAAAACUCCUGACCUCACCUAUGCGAGUAAGAUUGUGCAGUGGCUUGCCCAACAGAUGAAUUCCCACGGGGGCUUCUCUUCCACUCAGGAUACUGCUGUCUGUCUUCUUGCCAUAACCCACUACAUGAAGUCCACCUUCUCUAAUGAUCAAAACACUGUCACCUUUAUCAGUGAACAAUCCAAUGAGAUUUUCCAGAUUAACAAUGACAACCGCUUACUGGUCCAGCGUUUGAAACUAACAAAAGCACAUGGACAAUAUACAGUAGAUGUAGAAGGACAAGGCUGUGCAUUUAUCCAGGGUAUCCUGAGAUAUAAUGUACUACUACCUAAAAAAGCAUCUGGAUUUUCCCUUUCCUUGGAAAUGACCAAGAAAAACUCUUCAGAUACAUUCCAGAGUAAUUUUGACCUGACAGUAACCAUCAAGUAUACUGGAAUUCGCAAUAACUCCAAUAUGGUCCUCGUUGAUAUAAAAAUGCUGUCAGGAUUUACGCCAGUCAUGGCAUCCAUUGAGGAGCUUGAAAACAAUGGCCAAGUCAUGAAGACUGAAGUCAAGAAUGACCACGUUCUUUUCUACUUGGAAACUGUUUUGGGUACAGCAAACCACUUUACUUUCUCUGUUGAGCAAACCAACCUUGUGUCUAACAUUCAGCCAGCCCCAGUUAUGGCCUAUGAUUAUUAUGAAAAAGAUGAAUAUGGCCUUGUUUCUUACAACAUCAACAGUGUUUCAGUUUCCCAGUGAGACAGAUAAAGGCCUAGGAAAAGGUGGAAAGCUAUUUACUUUGAACAAACUCAUUCUUCUGUAUCAAACCUGAAAGAAAACCCUGAACCACCUUCCAUACUGAAUAUACAGCAGUCUGCCUCUGACUUCUUAUCAGACUUUAUUUCUUCAUUAUCCCAUAAAAUGCUCUCAUUUCUCA